AUGUUCCGUCCAGUCCUGAGACAAGCUACGAGAAGCGGCUCGGCAUUCCGCCCUGCUGCUGUCCGCUCUUUCGCCUCGGCAUCGGGCCCUACCUUCAACUGGCAAGACCCUCUUGCCUCGAAGAAUCUCCUCACAGAGGAGGAGAUUGCCAUUGCCGAGACGGCCGAGAGGUAUUGCCAAGAGCGCAUGCUCCCCCGAGUUUUACAGGCCUACCGCGAUGAACACUACGACCCUAAGAUUCUCGAAGAAAUGGGCGAGCUCGGUCUGCUCGGCGCCACCAUCCAGGGAUACGGUUGCGCCGGUGUGUCGAGCGUCGCCAGCGGCCUCAUCACACGCGCGGUGGAGCGAGUGGACAGCGGCUACCGCUCUGGCAUGUCGGUGCAGUCGUCGCUGGUCAUGGGCGGCAUCAACGAGUUCGGCACGGCCGAGCAAAAAGAGCGCUUCCUGCCCGAGAUGGCCAAGGGCAAGCUCCUCGGCGCCUUCGGCUUGACGGAGCCCAACCACGGUAGCGACCCCGGCAGCAUGGAGGCCGUCGCACGCCCGCACCCGACCAAGAAGGGCGUCUACCUGCUGAGCGGCGCCAAGACAUGGAUCACAAAUAGCCCGAUUGCCGACGUCCUGAUGGUCUGGGCCAAGCUGGAGGAAACGGGCAAAAUACGCGGCUUCCUGGUGGAGCGCAAGGACUGCCCAGCGGGCACGCUCGCGACGCCGGCAAUCAAGGACAAGAACGGCCUGCGCGCCUCCAUCACGGGCAUGAUUCAGCUUGAUGACUGUCCGGUGCCGGUGGAGAACAUGUUCCCCGACAUUGAGGGCCUGCGCGGGCCCUUUUCGUGCCUCAACAACGCCCGCUACGGCAUCGCGUUUGGCAUCAUGGGCGCGCUGGAGGACUGCAUCGCGCGCGCGCGCACGUACGCGCUGGAGCGCAAGCAGUUCAAGGGGAACCCGCUCGCGCGAUACCAGCUGAUCCAGAAGAAGCUGGCCGACGCCACGACGGACGCUGCUUACGGCACGCUCGCGGCCAUCCAGGUCGGUCGCCUCAAGGACGAGGGCAAGGCGACGCCCGAGAUGAUUAGCAUGGUCAAGAGGACCAACUGCGAUGCAGCGCUGCGCAACGCCCGCAUCCUGCAGGAGAUCUUCGGCGGCAACGCCGUUUCGGACGAGUACGGCAUUGGCCGCCACGUUGCGAACCUGUUUGUCACGCAAACGUACGAGGGCCAGAGUGAUAUCCAUAGUCUUAUUCUGGGAAGAGCCAUCACUGGCAUCCAGGCCUUUGUUUAA
Molecule: messenger RNA, 1278 nt
Organism: Cordyceps fumosorosea ARSEF 2679
Lineage: Eukaryota; Fungi; Ascomycota; Sordariomycetes; Hypocreales; Cordycipitaceae
Product: glutaryl-CoA dehydrogenase
Exons: 3
Coding region: 1-1278 (425 amino acids)
Biological process (GO): fatty acid beta-oxidation using acyl-CoA dehydrogenase; fatty-acyl-CoA biosynthetic process
Cellular component (GO): mitochondrial inner membrane
Molecular function (GO): glutaryl-CoA dehydrogenase activity; flavin adenine dinucleotide binding; fatty-acyl-CoA binding
Source: RefSeq, a predicted model, not a curated record